Messenger RNA from Ostreococcus tauri, 747 nucleotides. Its product is annotated as Heat shock protein 70 family. The transcript has a single exon. The annotation marks the transcript as partial. Gene Ontology annotation, molecular function: ATP hydrolysis activity; ATP-dependent protein folding chaperone; heat shock protein binding. Gene Ontology annotation, cellular component: chloroplast; cytoplasm. Gene Ontology annotation, biological process: protein refolding; cellular response to unfolded protein. Lineage: Eukaryota; Viridiplantae; Chlorophyta; Mamiellophyceae; Mamiellales; Bathycoccaceae. The record is from RefSeq and is a predicted model, not a curated record.
GUCUCCGAUAUAGUACUACUUGAUGUCACACCGCUGUCUCUUGGGCUUGAAACUCUGGGGGGCGUGAUGACAAAGCUCAUUCCCCGAAAUACGACUUUGCCAACAUCGAAAUCUGAAGUGUUUUCCACUGCCGCCGACGGUCAAACUAGCGUGGAAAUUAACGUCCUACAAGGGGAGCGUGAGUUUGUCAAAGACAACAAAAGCCUUGGAACUUUCAGGCUAGAUGGUAUUCCUUCUGCUCCACGUGGUGUGCCGCAAAUUGAAGUCAAGUUUGACAUUGAUGCAAACGGGAUCCUUUCUGUUGAGGCUUGUGACAAGGGCACAGGGAAGAAGCAAGACAUCAAAAUCACGGGAGCUUCGACUUUGUCUUCGGAUGAGGUAGAGAGAAUGGUUGCUGAUGCAGAAAAGUUUGCAAGUGAAGACUAUGCGAAACGAGAACAAGUAGAAAUGCGCAACAGCUCUGACUCCAUGGUAUACCAAACCGAGAAACAGCUCAAUGAACUCGGUGAUAAAAUACCUCAAGAAAUAAAAGAUCAAGUUCUUAAAAAACUGGAGUCGCUGAAGCACGCGUUGGCUACUGAUGAUGUUGAGAAAAUGAAGACUGCUCAGGAAGAAUUGCAGCAGCAGGUGAUGGCGAUGGGUCAGGCCAUGUAUCAAGGUGGUGAUUCAGCAACGACCCAGGGCGAAUCUUCUGAAGCACCUGCGCAGGAUGACGUCAUAGACGCGGAAUUCUCUAGCGAUAAGUAG